AUGGCCAAGUUCUCGCCAGCGACAACGCACACACAUGGCGGAGAUGGCCGCGCUGGCUUGCCUGACCACAUCCACCACCUCGGCGCGUUCACAGAGUUGCAUUUGCACGACAUGGCUUCCGGCCAUGCUGCGACAUCCGAGCUUGUUGACGCGCACGCCAUCAUCCACGACUUGGAGCGUCAAUGCCGUGAACUCAAGCACAAAGUGCGAAGCCUGGAAGGCGCCAAACUCUUGUGGGAGAUCACGCGGAUGAGCAUGGAGUUCCAAGCGAUCAAAGACUUGGACGAAACCCACCGGCUCCGGAGUGCACUCGAGGACGAGCUCAUCCUCGCCAAGCACCGCGCGCGCCAUUUCGAACAAGAACACGCCAAGCUUGUCCAAGCCAACACCGAGAAAGACCUACGAUUCGCAGAGCUUGAAGCCAAGUUGCAGCUCCUUGGCGACACCUCGCUCAUCGAGAAGCGGAUAGCGGACCUGGAGAAGCAAGUCAGCGAGCUCGACGAAAGCAACAAGGAGCAUGAAGUGCGAGAGGGGGAGCUGCUGGACUUGCUCGAUCGUCAGGAAAUGCGCGACAUGGAGCGGCAGUUCGCCAAGCAGUCUAGUCGAGGCUUGUUGGUGCGAGAGAUCAAGCAAGAGCUAUGGAGUAAAGUCAAGAACCCGGCGGGAUGGCUGCGCGUCGGGAAAAACAAAGCGUUUGGUGCAUCCCGAGACAUCACAAGCACAUUCCCCGACCUAGAGCUGCUGGACCUACUCAAGCGCGAAGUCCCAAAGCUCAACAUGCGACCGCAGUACAAUCGCCACUCGAUCACAUAAUGAUGCGAGUCGGGUGCAGCCCGCUGGCUAGCCACUCCAGUCCUAAUUUACGC
Aphanomyces invadans is the source of this 866-nucleotide messenger RNA. RefSeq lists its product as hypothetical. Lineage: Eukaryota; Oomycota; Saprolegniomycetes; Saprolegniales; Verrucalvaceae. Bases 1 to 813 code for a protein of 270 amino acids. The record is from RefSeq and is a predicted model, not a curated record. The transcript has a single exon.